This is a messenger RNA of Pestalotiopsis fici W106-1, 330 nucleotides long. RefSeq lists its product as uncharacterized. The record is from RefSeq and is a predicted model, not a curated record. The coding region runs from base 1 to 330 and encodes 109 amino acids. The transcript has 2 exons. Lineage: Eukaryota; Fungi; Ascomycota; Sordariomycetes; Amphisphaeriales; Sporocadaceae.
AUGUCGCCUUUCACCCAAUUUGUGACACUGCCAAUCGCCGAUGGCGCGUACGACAGAGCCAUCGCCGUCCUUGAGCCGGUCGCCGCUAUGAUCAGGCGUGACGUACCUGGAUGCCUCGAACUUGUUAUUUACAAGUCGCAGGACAGCGCGACUAAUAAGAUCAACAUCACUCUAUAUGAAAGAUUUGUCGACUCAGAGGCGCACCAGAAAGUUUUUACUUCUGCGGUGUUUGCGGACAUGAUGAAGCCAUUGGUGGAGGAGAAGCUGCUGCGUGGAGAGCCUGUCCCGACGACCGUUAGCCGGGUGGGAGGAUUCAUGCCCAACGAAUGA